UUGAAUAUCAACGUUCUAUAUCUACUGAGGACCAAGUACGACCUCUCGCCAGCUCCCUAUAUUAAGCCCUUCCUCGACCCAUUACGCACGCUCACCGACUCCCACUCACGAAGUCGACGCCAAUACAGAAUGUCGCCACCAACAGCAAUUCAAGCGAAAGUGCUCGAAGACCUCGACAAGAGGAUGUACUCGGCAGCUGGCAAAGACGACGACGAGGCUGAGAGGAUCGCCAAAAUCCUCAUAGCCAAAGACGACCUGCCUCUGUUUGCCCGCUGUCGCGCCCUGUGCAUUCUAGGCGUGAGUAAGUCGCCGGGCUACCUUGAGUGGGCGGAAGAGGCUGUUCGAACGGCGAGGAAGGCCAUCACAGAUCCAGACACAGAGGAGAAAGAGGCACAGCUCAUGCUCGCUUCAUGCGAAACCAUCUUGCACUGGGCAUUACAAGACCACUCCAAGGACCUCGAAAGGCAGUGGCGUGCGAAGAAGACCGAAGUAUCGGCGGCGGCUAGCUGUUCGGCGACGAAGACUUGUUCGGAAGGGCAGCGUUCCGUGAAGAAGAGACGAAUCAAGUCGGGUGCGAGGGAUGAUGUUCCUGACCUUCUUCCAGCUGCGCCAGUGAUGGAAAGAACGGAAGAGGGAACGAAAAUUGUUGAGCUCCGUGAAAUGCCGUCCGAGGAGGGGAACAAGACCCAAGUGGUGGGUGACAGCAACGCAGAGAGUCCGCCGAGCUAUUCGGAGGGCAAAGGCAAGGCAAGGCUGGUGGAUGUCGUGCUGUCUCGACUUGACGCGAGCUUUGGAGGGCUGAGUAUAGACGGCCAGGCUGCGCGCGAGGACGUACUGACUUUCGUUUUUGAAGAGCAGUGAGGCGGAAAACUUUUAUACAGCUGGUUGUUGUAGCCAGCGUCGUAGCCAACAGAUCAAUUUA
Molecule: messenger RNA, 922 nt
Organism: Neohortaea acidophila
Lineage: Eukaryota; Fungi; Ascomycota; Dothideomycetes; Mycosphaerellales; Teratosphaeriaceae
Exons: 3
Coding region: 130-861 (243 amino acids)
Source: RefSeq, a predicted model, not a curated record